Ahaetulla prasina is the source of this 2231-nucleotide messenger RNA. RefSeq names its product enoyl-CoA hydratase 1 (gene ECH1). NCBI's taxonomy places the organism in Eukaryota, Metazoa, Chordata, Lepidosauria, Squamata, Colubridae. The record is from RefSeq and is a predicted model, not a curated record. Gene Ontology annotation, cellular component: mitochondrion. The transcript has 17 exons. Gene Ontology annotation, molecular function: carbohydrate binding; delta(3,5)-delta(2,4)-dienoyl-CoA isomerase activity. The coding region runs from base 325 to 2142 and encodes 605 amino acids.
CCAGUGAGAUUGCAAACUGAUCUCUUGUGCAGGAAUUUGUAGUUCAGCUGAAGAGUUUCUAGGCUCUACAAGUUGGCCCAUCUCUCCUUUGCAGAGGUGGGUUUCAGCAGGUUCUGGAGAACCGGUAGCAGAAAUUUUGAGUAGUUCGGAGAACCGGUAGUAAAAAUUCUGACUGGCCCCGUCCCCAUCUAUUCUCUGCCUCCCGAGUCCCAGCUGAUCGGGAGGAAAUGUGGAUUUUGCAGUAACCUUCCCCUGCCACGCCCACCAAGCCACGCCCACAGAACCGGUAGUCAAAAUUUUGAAACCCACCACUGCUCCUUUGGGAUGUCCCGGCCACAGCAAUUCAGCUUCCCCUCAUUGGAGGUAGUUCUAGGCAUUAGAAAGAAAAGGAAGAGGUGGCUUAAGGAGCAGGAAGAUACAGAUCUCUCCGUUCAUCCUGCUACCUGUCGCGGCUUCAGGAUCAUGGCCUCAAAGCCACAGCAGCAACAGCAACCGACGCAGCCGCAGCCCAAUUCCUUGCCCGCCUACGAGACCUUGAAGUUGGAAAGGGUCCGCGAGAAAGUGCUGCAUGUGGAGCUCAACCGCCCCGAGAAAAGGAACGCCAUGAAUACGGCCUUUUGGAGAGAGAUGGUCGAAUGCUUCAACAACAUUGGCCAGGACUCUGAAUGCCGCGCAGUGGUGAUAUCGGGCGCUGGGAAAUUGUUCACUUCAGGCAUUGACCUCAUGGAGAUGGGCAGCGUUUUCCUGAUGGCGGAAGGUGACGACGUGGCUCGGAAGGCUUGGAACAUCCGCAAGAUGAUCCGAGACUACCAAGAGUCCUUCACGGUCCUGGAGAAGUGUCCCAAACCCGUCAUCGCGGCCGUUCACGGGGCCUGCAUCGGAGGAGGUGUGGAUCUCAUAACGGCCUGCGAUAUUCGCUACUGCACCCAGGACGCUUGGUUCCAGGUGAAGGAAGUGGAUAUUGGGCUGGCAGCCGACGUUGGCACAUUGCAGCGUUUGCCACGGAUCAUUGGAAAUCGGAGCCUAGUGAACGAACUGGCUUUCACUGCCAGAAAACUGAUGGCUCCAGAAGCAGAGAGCUGCGGCCUUGUCAGCCGUGUCUUCCGAGAUCACGAGACGAUGCUGCAGAGCGCCUUUGAUUUGGCCACCGAAAUUGCCAGCAAGAGUCCCAUCGCGGUGCAGGGGACAAAAUUGAACCUCGUUUACGCCAGAGAUCAUUCGGUGCCCGAUAGCUUGAAAUACAUGACUCUCCCUUACCAUCAACCUGUCCCUGGCGGACUCCGUCCUGGCAUGUCUGUCUAUGUGCAAGGCACGGUGCCCAAACACACCAAAAGAUUCCGGGUGAACUUUGCCUGUGGCCAGCACGAGGGAGCCGACAUUCCCCUCCACUUCAACCCUCGCUUUGAUGGGAAGGACAAAACUGUACUCAACACGCUUCAGUCUGGCAGGUGGGGACACGAAGAGGUUUACAAGAUGCCCUUCCGGAAGGGUGAGCAUUUUGAGGUCAUCUUCAUCGUCAAUGACGUUGGAUACCAGAUCCUGGUGAACAGAAACCCCUUCUGUAGCUACGGGCACAGAAUGCCCCCCCAAAGCGUGCAGGUGGUGAGCGCUGAUGGAGACCUGGAGCUGCAAUCUCUGACCGUGAUGGGAGGACAAAUGAUGGGGAACAUGGAUAUGAUGCCAAACCCUGGAUAUGGGCCACCACAAAAUCUUCCUAUGAUGCAGUCCCCUGCAGUCUAUCACCCAACGGUGCCCUACACAGGCAACAUCUCUGGAGGUUUGGGAGCCAAGAGGACCAUCGUAGUACGAGGCUCCCUUCCGAUGAACUUCCAAAGGUUCCACAUUGAUCUUAAGGCUGGCCAGGAUAUCGCUCUGCACAUCAAUCCACGCAUGCAAGAACAAACGGUAGUGCGCAACAGUUUUCUGAAUGGCAAAUGGGGUCCUGAGGAACGGGAGGUGCCCUUUAACCCUUUCCAACCUGGACAGUACUUUGAGCUCUCAAUCCGCUGCGGCAACCACCGAUUCAAGGUUUAUGUCAACGGCCAGCCUUUCUUCAACUACGCCCAUCGUUACCACAAUUUCCCACAGAUCAACACCCUGCAGAUCAAUGGAGACCUGGUCCUCUCUUAUAUCCAAUGCUGAGCAUGGGUGGUGGGAGCGGGGAGAGGGCAGCACUAGCAGAGACCCUCCAUUUUUCUCUUUUGAGGUCUGCCAGGAGACUCCGUGUCCUG